GCGAAUUAUAAGAAAGGUGGUGAAUUAAUAGAUGCAUACAAUCAAGGCGGGCAGGUGGAAGUAGAGAAAUUAAUACGGGAACAAUUCGGGCAGCUCAUGUACCAGGAGGGUAAAGGUCAAAUAAUCAACAGAUCAGAAUAUCUCAGAUGGAAAUUCAGGGAUUGCGAGCAAGUUACUUUGCCUAUCGAAGCUUCCCUUAGCAGGUUUGAUCCCUUGGGUAAAUGGGAGGACCACGAGGCCUGUUGGCAAAUGCAAUACAGAGGUUCACUCGGCGAGAGCCUCAUCCACGUCCUAAUUAUAUGUGAUACGAAAAUACAUACAAAACUAGCUAGAACGUUAAUAAAGUGCUUCCCGAAGUUAGCUUUAGACGUCGUCGAAGGAGAGGAAUAUUUAGGCGCAGGAGCUCUUCAUUUGGCCAUAGCCUAUAACAACAAUGAGUUAGUACAA
Phyllotreta striolata is the source of this 447-nucleotide messenger RNA. NCBI's taxonomy places the organism in Eukaryota, Metazoa, Arthropoda, Insecta, Coleoptera, Chrysomelidae. The record is from the annotation of a GenBank genome assembly.